AAGGGCGCACGUGAUGUUGCUGACUGCAAGCAGAGGUGCUUGUACUUUGGUGACGUCACCGCAUUUACACGAAUCGGCCCUUGGCCCUGACUGAUAGACGCGACGAGGAACUGAUUGUCAACCGUUUUGCCUAAAGCAGAUGUUCAGCUUGCGUAAGAGAACGGAGAUAAAAAGAUGAUGUACGCAAGCUUCUGCAGACUGCUGGAUUUUUCUAUAUAUCUACAGCCUCUCGUCGAGACUCAAUUGGAAAGCUGCUGGACUCAUUGACUGCCUAAUAAGUACUGUGUUUAGGUACUUGCGCAAUCUACCUGCUUACGACUACUUACGAUCGUGAUCAGCAAUUUCCCCGCAACAGGUCUCCAACUGAGAAAUAAAUCGGCCUGAGUAUGUCUUUAGCUACAGAUCAGAGCAGCCAGCGGCGAGUCUCAAUUGAGAGCCAAGAUGCAGAAUCCUCGAGCUCGACCGUGCAAACCUCGUCCAUACCUGACAGCAACAGCGCGAAGAGCUCAGCGACAACAGCCAGCCUGACUGCGGAGGACGAUGUGCCUCCAUCUGCUGUCCGGUAUGGUCCUGGCGCUGUGAAGUACGAAGGACGACUUCAUGCGCUUGUCUCUGAAGAGGCCAAGUUACUGCAGUUUGAGAGCUGUCCGCGCGAGCGACCCCAUGUUCAUGGUGUACCAAGUGAGACCUUGUGGAUGCUUCUGCGGCGAUUUAGCAAGCAAAUCCAGCACGUGAAGGUGACCAACGAACGCCCACCUGGCGGUCUUGAUCUCAACAUUGCCUCUUAUGAGGAGUACACGGCUCCAGAUAAGCUGCGAAUGACGGUCGAGCGAUUAUACAUGACUGUUAUAAUCGGAAUGCUGGGAGCCGUGAAGCAUAUUGCCAGAAUCAGAUCAUGGAAUGAGACUGUGCGCACGUCGCUGUUUUGUUUGGCGUACACCAUAGCAUGGAUUUAUGAUUGUGUUUUCUCUCUAUUUCUAUGGGUCUCGAUAAUCCUCAUUGUCGUCCCCAAAUCGCGAAGGAUCCUAUUCCCGCCUGCGCCCAUUUCGCUUGUAAACGCGCGAACCGGCACCGCGCAAAAACCUCCAUCGGGCGGAGUAGGCAGCACCGACAGUGCCUCUGGCGGUUCCGAAAACAUGAAGGGCGAGGCGGUUGAGAUCGAGGCUCAUGACUUUGUCUCCAGCAUGGCUGCUGUCGCGGUACGCAGCGCGUUGGGGAGACAGAACAAUACAAACUCGGAGGACAACGAGGGCGCUUCGAAGAGUUUGAAUCCGGCAGAGAAGACGAUGGAUCCGGUUGCGCUGGCGGCAAAGUCGAUGAACGAGGAGCCUACUUAUGUGCAUGGAAAUCAGUCGCCUACCGCAAAGACAGAAAUAAACAAGCCAAUGGAGGACGCGGUGUGGGCGGCGCUGAGACCGAUUAUGCACAUCGUUUCAAAUAUUUCGGAUGGUUGGGAGAGAGUGGGAAAUGCGCUGUCACCUGUUCGACCGUUUGACACAUGGCCUCGAAACAGGUUUGGUUUAUUUCUCGCAGGUUUUGGAUGCAGCUGCCUGUUCAUAACUCCCUACAUGGUCACAAAGGUCAGCUCUUUUGUUUUUGGGUUUGCCAUGUUUGGAGAUCCUAUCAUCCAACGCAUGCUGGCGUACAUGAACGAGACGUUUACUCACUGGCUGGAGGCUAUUGAGCCACGAAACACGGUAUUCUACGGAGUUCCUACAAAUGCGCAACUGUCACUCGUCCUUCUGCGCGAAGCGGAAAAACGUCGCCGCGUACUUCCUGCAUACCUAGAAAUGGACGAACGCGCAGAAAAGUCCGCAGGCGAGAAAGACGCCACGAUUGCCGAAGAAGGCAAGAACCUAGCCGGCUCAGAUGAAGAAGUCGUCAACGCAGUCAAUAACGAAAACGCACCCGAAAGCGUAGCCGCGGAAACGCUCAAGCCUGCGCAGGGAAGCAAGCGGCGGAAAUUCUUGUCCGUGGCGAGGAAAGCGGCCAAGUUCUCGGUCUCGACUAUGAUUGCGGUAGAUCAAGUCCGCGCAAAAGUCGGCCGGAGCGAGACUUCGCGCGCGCGACUCGGCGCGCUGUCUGGAGAAUCCGAUGCGUCGCUGCGGACGCCGGUGAAGAGCAGCGCGCGGUUCAACGGCAAGCGCGGGUACUUCUUUGUUUUUGCGCCCGAGGGAAGGACGCAUGAGCGGGAUGUUUGCUGCGGGUUUGUGUCGGAGAUGCUAUGGCGGAACUCGAGAGAGACGGACGUCGAGUUUGCGUUCUCGAUCUCUGAUAUCGUUGAGCUGAGGAAAGUGGGCGGACUGGGGUGGAAGACUGAGAUGAUUGCAGGGUGGGCACUACAGAGGAGCGUUAAAGAUGGAUUGUCUAUUACGUUGGAUUACGACGGGGUUAAGCGGGAGUAUGUGAUAAAUGCUGUCGAGGACCGGGAUGUGAUUUUCAAUCGGCUGCUCUCAAUGGGGCCGCAGACUUGGGAGGCGUGGUAAACAGAGUGAAUAUACAAUAUAUUAUCCAACA
This is a messenger RNA of Myxozyma melibiosi, 2517 nucleotides long. RefSeq lists its product as uncharacterized. The coding region runs from base 387 to 2486 and encodes 699 amino acids. The record is from RefSeq and is a predicted model, not a curated record. The transcript has 5 exons. Lineage: Eukaryota; Fungi; Ascomycota; Lipomycetes; Lipomycetales; Lipomycetaceae.